Molecule: messenger RNA, 1732 nt
Organism: Dothidotthia symphoricarpi CBS 119687
Lineage: Eukaryota; Fungi; Ascomycota; Dothideomycetes; Pleosporales; Dothidotthiaceae
Product: glycosyltransferase family 8 protein
Exons: 2
Coding region: 105-1259 (384 amino acids)
Molecular function (GO): glycosyltransferase activity
Source: RefSeq, a predicted model, not a curated record
GUGACGGCCACUGAACACAUCGGUAACUCCGCGCGUCCUCCGAACAAAACAAUCGCCAUCACAUCAUCGCCGUCCAAAAUGCACACACCACCGGCGACGACAACAUGCGCCAGAGACAAUCUGACGACCUGCCACGGUUCGUGAAUGAUGCAGAAGCGUCCUCGUUCCGCAUACGCCGCCGAUACCUCUAUUACCUCGCCGGCUUCGUCUUUGUUUGCUGGCUGCUGUACCCGUCUCGCAGCAAAGGUGACGACGCGUUGAACGUCAACUGGGCAAACUACGCAUACAGCCUGUACGCGACCGAUAGCGCGACACUUUGCCAUGCUGUCAUCCUCUUCGACACGCUCAAGAAACUUGGUAGCAAGGCAGACCGCGUUCUCUUCUAUCCACAAUACUGGGACACAAAAGUGGAGAGUUCGCGGGACCGAGAUAGCCAGUUGCUAGUCAUGGCACGCGACAAGUACAAGGUCAAGUUACACCCGAUCAAGCUACUGUCGGUUGAGGGUCGCACAAAAGAUGCUUGGACAGGUACCUGGUCCCAGUCGGUCACGAAGUUCAUGUCCUUCUCCCUUGCGUACUACGAUCGCGUCAUUGCUCUGGAUUCCGACGUCACUUUACUGAAGUCGAUCGACGAACUCUUCCUGCUUCCGCCCACGCCGAUGGCAAUGCCCCGCGCAUACUGGACCACGAACAAGCCGUGGCCCCUUACAUCGAUGCUGAUGGUCAUCAAACCAGAUUUGGAUGAAUUUGAGAAGUUCAAGCAAACAAUCAGAAUUGGGGGGACUGGCCGGCUGAUCGACGAGCAUAGAUUCGACAUGGAGCUGGUCAACGAGCGAUUCCAAGACAGUGCGCUGGUGCUUCCUCACCGACCAUAUGCGCUUUUGACUGGCGAGUUUCGAAGCCAUGAUCACGCAGCAUACUUGGGCAGUGAUGAUGAGAUAUGGGAUGCAGAAGCGGUGUUCAAACAAGCAAAGGUAGUGCAUUUCAGCGAUUGGCCGCUUCCCAAGCCGUGGAUCAUGUGGCCCACCAAGGGCUUAGAGGAGAUGCAGCCCGAUUGCGGGGGAAGCCAUGAAAGCUGCGCAGAGAGAAGGAUCUGGAAAGGCUUGUACGAUGAUUUCCGCCAGAAGAGAAGAGAUGUGUGUAAACUGUUGAGUGUGCCUGCGCCCGACUGGUAUAGCAUUCAGGACACGAGGCAGGGGAGGAAUGCGACAGACGGGACUGCGCAUGUUGCGGCUGAGAUUCCUGGUGACGUGCUUUGAGAGGAGCAGGGCGGUGUAUGAUCCACAGCUGGACAGUCGACUGCUGCGCAAGCGUGUACUUGCAUUUUGACAAAUUCACUUCAAUGAUAAUCUACGCCGCUUUUUCUCCGUCUAAUACUGGAAGUUCGAUUUCACUAUGCAUGAGCAUUACGAAUCUCAAACACCUGAAUGAGCAUGAUUGUCUUGAUCGAUAACUGUUACUUCCAAGGAAUUGAGCAGAGAGGAUGAAGCAUGUGGUCGCUAUAAAACUAUUAACAGACAUGAUGCAUUGUACAGUCAGAUGUUGCUUUGUGUAUUGCGGCUGUCUGCCAAUUGUUACCCAUAAAUUAUAAGUCAACGGAGCGUGUAAUCAGGCGUAAAUUCAUGAUACAAUUUUACCGUCCAUCACUUUGCCAAGAUCCGAAAACAGAAGUGGCAGCAUAAUUCCAGCGGCACCUUCCUUUAGAGUAAUCGGGCAUGUACCGGGACUAGUC